CUCUUUCCCGACCCUUUUCAUACUUUUAUUCUUCUUCCUUUAACUGCCCAGUUUCCUCUUCAAAUCUCUCUCUGUAUAUACGCACGCGUUCGCCGGAUUGCUCCGUCAUCCUUCCCUCGAGAAAAUUUCUGGGUUUUUCUUGAACUUUGCAAAGGGUUUCGUUUUGCUUUUGCGAUCUUGAACCGUGAUUAUCACGAGUUAACGCGCGCGCGCGUAGAUAGGCGCCUUGACAUGGCGGUGGUAGAAGAAGGCGUAGUUGUGAGCCAUGGAGGUCAAGAACUCGUGGAUUUGCCUCCAGGGUUUCGGUUUCACCCAACAGAUGAAGAGAUCAUAACUUACUACCUGAAAGAGAGGGUCUUCAACAGCAGGUUCACCGCAGUGGCUAUUGGAGAAGCCGAUCUCAACAAGUGUGAGCCGUGGGAUUUGCCGAAGAGAGCAAAGAUGGGGGAGAAGGAAUUCUACUUCUUCUGCCAAAGAGACCGGAAGUACCCAACGGGGAUGAGGACGAACCGUGCGACGGAGUCCGGGUAUUGGAAGGCGACGGGGAAGGACAAGGAGAUUCACAAAGGCAAAGGUUGUCUUGUCGGGAUGAAGAAAACCCUUGUGUUCUACAGAGGAAGAGCUCCAAGAGGGGAAAAGACCAAUUGGGUGAUGCAUGAAUUCAGGCUUGAAGGCAAAUACUCUUACCACAACCUCCCCAAAUCCGCAAGGGACGAAUGGGUUGUAUGUAGAGUCUUCCACAAGAACACCACAACCCCACUCAUGAUCAAGAAACCCUUCGAAAAUCUCGCAAGAAUGGAUUCUCUCGAGAACAUGGAUCAUCUCUUGGACUUCUCCUCUCUUCCUCCUCUCAUGGAUACGAGUUUCCCGGGUCAACCCGGCCCGAGUUUCUCCGGCGAAUUCAAACCCAUCAACCACACACCGAUCUACAACAACCCCACCUACUACUUCCCCCACCAGCCAACCCUAAACCCGGAUUCUGGUCCCGGGUCGGGUUGGGUUUAUGGUUCUGCAUACAACGCGUCAAACAACAACAACAACAAAGGCAUGAUCAAGUUGGAGCAUUCUCUGGUCAGUGUGUCGACUCAAGAGACCGGUUUGAGCUCCGACAUGAACGCGACCGCAACGCCGGAGAUCUCGUCGUGUCCGGCGGCGAUGAUGAUCAACGGCAGCAAGUCGUACGACGAACUUGGAGACUUGGGAAUCUUAUGGGACUACUAACUAAUUAAUUUGGGAAUUAAUUACUAUGUAAUUGUGACGAAGAGUACUAUUGGGUGUUAUAUUAAUCAUGUAUUUAAUCGUAUAUAUACGUAUACAUAGGAUAAUUAUAUAGGUGUUCCCUAGUUAUUCCAACUGCAUUGAAUGUAUUUAGGCCAUUGUUUAAUUAGUUUUUAGUUUGAAGGAAAAGGAAAACAAGUUGUAAAGGUUUGUGAUUAAUAAUGCUAUUUAUCGUUGUGUAUAUAUGAGC
Molecule: messenger RNA, 1468 nt
Organism: Tarenaya hassleriana
Lineage: Eukaryota; Viridiplantae; Streptophyta; Magnoliopsida; Brassicales; Cleomaceae
Product: NAC domain-containing protein 92-like
Exons: 3
Coding region: 232-1221 (329 amino acids)
Biological process (GO): regulation of DNA-templated transcription
Molecular function (GO): DNA binding
Source: RefSeq, a predicted model, not a curated record